Marmota monax (woodchuck) is the source of this 3202-nucleotide messenger RNA. RefSeq names its product serine protease 35 (gene Prss35). The record is from RefSeq and is a predicted model, not a curated record. Lineage: Eukaryota; Metazoa; Chordata; Mammalia; Rodentia; Sciuridae. The coding region runs from base 309 to 1547 and encodes 412 amino acids. The transcript has 2 exons. Gene Ontology annotation, molecular function: serine-type endopeptidase activity. Gene Ontology annotation, biological process: proteolysis.
ACGGAUCCGCCCGCACCUUCAAGGACAUCCCCCUCGGCUCUCUGGGCUCUUGCCCACCUCCUCCCCUCGCGUGCGCCCCGCGUCAUCGCCCCCUUUCCCCUCCCAUCUCCCUGCUGGCAGCUCGGCUCUCGCCUCCUCCGCAGUCUCUGCCCCAGCUCGGCAGCUGCAGGCUCCGGCCGUCCCAGGCUCCGGUCGGCGGCGCCCCGCCCUCCUUCCGCGCCCGCGGCCCGCCUCGGCGGCUCUUUGAUCCCAUCUGGGCAGCGCCUGGGACCGGGAAAUUCUUCUACAGGACAAAAUUGAAAAACAAAAUGGAGAAUAUGCUACUUUGGUUGAUAUUUUUCACCUCUGGGUGGACUCUCAUUGAUGGAUCUGAAAUGGAACAAGAUUUUAUGUGGCACUUGAGAAAAAUACCCCGGGUUGUCAGUGAAAGGACUUUCUAUCUCAGCAGCCCCACAUUCGAGGCAGACGCCAGGAUGGUGGUAAACAGAGUGUGUGGCAUCGAAUGCCAGAAAGAACUCGCGGCUCCUGGCCUUUCUGAAUUGGAGGAUUCUCUUUCCUAUGAGACUAUCUUUGAGAAUGGCACUAGAACCUUAACCAGGGUGAAAGUUCAAGGUUUGGUCCUUGAGCCAACUCAGAAUAGCACUCCAAAAGAAGCAGCUGUUAGGAGAAAGAGACAAGUGUAUGGCACCGACAGCAGGUUCAGCAUCUUGGACAAAAGGUUCUUAACCAAUUUCCCUUUCAACACUGCGGUCAAACUCUCCACGGGAUGCAGUGGCAUCCUCAUUUCCCCGAAUCAUGUCCUCACAGCCGCGCACUGUGUUCAUGACGGAAAGGACUAUGUCAAAGGUAGCAAAAAGCUAAGGGUAGGAUUGCUGAAGAUGAGAAAGAAAGGUGGAGGCAAGAAGCGCAGAGGUUCUAAGAGGAGCAAGAGAGAAGCUGAGGCCAGUGACCAAAGGGAAGGUACCAAAGUGAGUCUGCAGGAGAGACCCACGAGAAGAGGGAGAGUCGAGUUGGGUCGGGGUCAGAGAGUGGCGGAGGGAAAGCCUUCUUUCCAGUGGACGCGGGUCAAGAAUACCUAUAUUCCGAAAGGCUGGACGAGAGGAGCAGGUGGGGAUGCGGCCUUGGACUAUGACUAUGCGCUCCUGGAGCUGAAACGCGCUCACAAGAAGAAGUACAUGGAACUAGGAGUCAGUCCGGCCAUCAAGAAGAUGCCCGGAGGAAUGAUCCACUUCUCUGGCUUUGAUAACGAUAGGGCUGAUCAGUUGGUCUACCGGUUUUGUAGCGUGUCUGAUGAAUCCAGUGAUCUCCUCUAUCAAUACUGCGACGCUGAGUCGGGCUCCACCGGCUCUGGGAUCUAUCUGCGUCUCAAAGAGCCAGACAAAAAGCACUGGAAGCGCAAAAUAAUCGCGGUCUAUUCAGGCCACCAGUGGGUGGAUGUCCAUGGGGUUCAGAAGGACUAUAACGUUGCUGUGCGCAUCACUCCUCUCAAAUACGCCCAGAUUUGCCUCUGGAUCCACGGAAAUGAUGCCAAUUGUGCUUAUGGCUGAGACAAAGCUGAUACAAAGUUAUUUAUCAUCUAAGUCGCAAAGAAAACCUAUUCUGAUUUUCUUUCGUUAGUGAGAUCACCUCAUAGGAUAUGCUUGGACUGGAAUCUAUCAAUAGCAUUUGAGCAUUUUUACAAAUUUUUUUUCUCACAAUUUAGGAGAUUUUCAUACAUUUAAAAAUGUGUAAGUACAGAUAUUGAAACCAGCGGGGCACUUGAGUGCCAAGUAUAUACUCUUUACCUGGUGAUAAGUUUUAUUUGUGGACAGAUUUUUGUUUCUUUCUGCCUUCUUAGAAAUUAGACAUUUUAAAACUUCAAACUUGUACAAUAAUGUGAUUUCUCAAUGGACUUAUUCUUAGGGCCCUAAUAGGAUGCCAGUUGUAUGUAAAAUGUGAAACUGCAUAUACAAAGGUAUGCGGUAACACAAGGAAAAUCAGGAACAGAGAGGAAGAUUUGCAAUUUGUGCUACUCAGAGUUGGAUCCAUUCAGCUCCUGCCCUCAGAAUUUAUACUGUUUUUCUGUUGGGUCUGAGAAGUUUAGUUUUUUUUUUUUUUUUUUUUUUUUAAGAAUUACAAAUCAGAAGAAAUAAGUUUUAUAAACUAUCAACUACAGCUUUAAACAAUAGCAACUGCAGUAUCUAUUUAAAAAUGGGGAAAAUACUUUGUUUUAUAAAAUAAAUCUAGUUUAAAAAUAGGAAAGCUGAGACAUUUUAAGAUCUUAAUUUUUUAAUACUCAAAAUAUGAAAUUUUUAUAUAUGCAUAGGGAAAACUUUUUACAAGUUAUGAAUCAUGUAUCCAAAGCCACAUCAUUUUAUGCUAUAAUCCUACUAUGUAUAAGGUGCUAUAUUUUUAAGACAAGGAAUUCUGCAGUCUUUUCCUAGAGAGAUCCUUUUCCCUCUUGGCAAAGUUCAGCUUGCUUUCUUCUUUUUUGUGUGAGGCUGGAUGUUGAGCCUAGGGCCUUUUGCAUGCCAGGCAAAUGCUGCAACACAGAGCUAAACAACCAGCUUCAAGUUCAGCUUUCUUAAUAGCACCAUAAGUGCUCUUUUGGCGAGUUUUCUGACUAGUAAUUUUAGAUAUGUCCUUUAUUAAAAAGAAUAUAAUUUACAAAUAGGAUUUUUUUAAAAAAGUUUCUAGUUAUCUUCUUUAGGGACCAAGGCUGUACACAUACUCUGAUUAUCAAGUGGCAUAAGCAGCUAAGUCCAGCAGCUGUCCUGGGACAAUACGUAUUUUUUUGAAUUCAUCAAACAACUGUUUGGCUAUGAAUGACUGCAAAAAAGGGUUAGUUCAGGGAAUUAUGCUUAAAGACUUUUAAUGACUUACAAUUGAGUGUGUCCUUAAAAAUUUAGGAAAUGCAGGUCUGAUUUUUGGUCUGUUUUUCCUCGCAAUUUCUAGAGUCACAUUCUCUUUUCUCUUGACACACAGAGUCACUAAUUCUGGCAGGGCUACAAAUUCAUUUUAAUUAAUUUUUAAGAUAUGCCCUAAAAUAAUGAGAGGCUAUCCUUUUGAUUAAUAUGCAAAGGAAUAUUUGAUUAGGUUAUCAUAAGUGAUUUUUGUAAACAAUACCCAAAGUGGCUGAAAUUCAACACAAAUGCAUAUUCUUUUAUAAUGUUUGUUAAAAAUAAUUCAAUAAAAAUUUAUAAUAAAUCAGUUUUAUAUCUUA